Messenger RNA from Mangifera indica (mango), 779 nucleotides. RefSeq names its product vacuolar protein sorting-associated protein 22 homolog 1-like. The transcript has 5 exons. Gene Ontology annotation, cellular component: ESCRT II complex. Lineage: Eukaryota; Viridiplantae; Streptophyta; Magnoliopsida; Sapindales; Anacardiaceae. The record is from RefSeq and is a predicted model, not a curated record. Gene Ontology annotation, biological process: protein transport to vacuole involved in ubiquitin-dependent protein catabolic process via the multivesicular body sorting pathway. The coding region runs from base 40 to 585 and encodes 181 amino acids.
CUACGCAAGAACCACACAUUCAGGUCACAGUUUCAUGACAUGUGUGCAAAAGUUGGAGUGGAUACCCUGGCGUCAAAUAAGGGUUUCUGGGCAGAGCUUUUAGGGAUUGGUGAUUUCUAUUAUGAACUUGGGGUACAAAUUGUUGAGAUUUGCUUGGCAACAAGACCCCACAAUGGGGGUCUAAUCAACAUGCAGGAGCUCUGCACUCUCCUCCGGCAGAGGCGAAAGAGUGAUCAUGAAGCUGUAUCUGAGGAUGACUGCUUGCGUGCUAUAAGUAAGCUGAAGGUAAUGGGUAGUGGUUUUGAGGUGAUUUCCAUUGGAAAGAAAAAGCUUGUCCGCUCUGUUCCUACUGAGUUGAACAAAGACCAUAAUCAAAUUUUGGAGUUGGCCCAGGCUCAAGGUUUUGUAACUGUUGAUGAGGUAGAGAGACGGCUUUCCUGGACAACUGGUCGUGCUAUUGAUGCACUUGACACUUUGUUAGACGAAGGUCUUGCUAUGAUUGAUGAUGGCCACAGAGAUGACAGACGACGGUAUUGGUUCCCCUGUGUGUCUUCAAUCACCUCAUCAGUUGGAAUUGAUACUUAGCAUAAUGUUUCUUCUUUCAAUGAAAUUGUAGUAAGUCAAAAUGUCAUUCGUGGAUACCCGAAAGAUGAAGUGCAAAAAGGUAUUAUAUAUCUCCUUUUCCACUUUUAUCAUCCUACACAGUUAUGAUGUUCAUGGAUAUAUGUUAAACUUUUAAGCCAUUUUUCCCAUGAGAAUAUUAUGUGCCAUCUUUCAAG